Molecule: messenger RNA, 472 nt
Organism: Paramuricea clavata
Lineage: Eukaryota; Metazoa; Cnidaria; Anthozoa; Malacalcyonacea; Plexauridae
Source: the annotation of a GenBank genome assembly
UAAAGUGCCGAAGCCUCAUGCUCAGUCAAGCAAGCUCGAACAAGAAAAGUCGAUUGAAUUUCUCAGUAAACAGUACGACGACUUAAUUUCAGCAAAUGAGGAAGUAAAGAAAGUGCUAAAACGUCUCGCAAAUCAAUUAGACAAAAUUGCUGUAAAAUCUGAAAGAAUCAGGAAGGCACUUGAUCAUAUUGAAGCGUAUAAUUACCAAUACAACGUGAAAGUUUUAGGUGUACCUGAAAUUAACAGAAAUGAAUCGUCUCUCGACACAAUUAAUCUAUGCCUGGAGCUAUUCAAUACAAUGGGGGCCAACAUCUCAAUUAAUGACAUUGAUCAUCGCGUACCAAUACGAAAUUCAAGUCGGGGUAAACCGAAGUCUAUAGUGCAUAAGUUUACCAGGCACUUUUCGAAAGAGUCUCAUGCAAGUCCGAAAAGAGGCAGAGAAUGUCAAGCCCUCACAGUUGGGAUUAAGUAA